AAAGAACUAGCCACUGAUUGAUUCAUCAAAAAUGACAUUUUAGUCACAUAAAGUUUUAGUCCAGCUAACUCAUUCGCAAAGGAUUACUGCAGCAGUAUUUUGGUUUUGUAAAAACAGAAUGACCUCCAACACAACUCCUCUCCAUCACUCCCAUCACCAUGUGAACACUACAGUGGACACUGGAGACAUUGUGAAUAAGUUCAGCAUUGUCUUCCUCACCAUCAUUGUUUUCUUCGGCACCACCGGGAACUCUUUGGUCAUCUGGAUGGCUAGCUUCCGCAUAAAACCCACCGUCACUAACGUUUGGCUGGUUAAUCUCGCCGUAGCGGACCUGAUCUUCUGCCUGACACGAGUCACUUCUCUCAUCAAAAUCAUUUUCUAUGACCAUUGGCCUUUUGGAGUUUUUCUCUGCAAGUUCACUGGUUUCUUCAAGUACGCCAACAUGUUCUGCAGUGUUUUUCUUCUGGCUGUCAUCAGUGUAGAUCGAGCGCUCUGCGUCUGGUGUCCAGUGCUCACCAGAGAACGACGGACGUUAUGUGCCGCUCGGGUGGUCAGUGUGGGAGUUUGGAUUGUGGCGGUGAUCUUUAGUUCACCGUACUAUGUGUACCGACAAAUUUUUCCUCACAAGAACAACUUGAGCCAAUGCUCACUGAAGGAGAAAGGAGCAGAAGCAGGUGACAAUUCAGCAAAGUAUGUCUACUACUGCAUUCGUUUCAUCUGUGGAUUCUUGUUGCCCUUCCUGGUCAUCCUUAUCUGUUACAUACUAGCUGCUGUUGGGAUACGCAGAACGCGGCUCUCUGGAAAAUCGAGGCCUCUUCGGAUUCUUGCUGUAUUGGUCUGUGCCUUUUUCUUAUGUUGGGCUCCAUACCACUUUAUAGGGCUGGUCAAGUUGGUGAAUAAAGACAACAAGGCAGUAAAAGAAGGAUGGACUAUGGCUUCACACUUAGCUUAUUUCAACAGCUGCAUUAACCCGGUUCUGUAUUUCUGCAUGGGACUGGAUGUUCGUCGACGCUGCAACCAAAGCCUGUCUGGGAUUUUUCAUAGAGCACUUUUGGAAGAAGGCCAAAGUCUCUCACAGCAAGGCACUAGAGAAGAAAGCUGUAAUUCCAUUGCAAAGACUGCAGAUGCUGAGUGUGAAUCUAAAGUUUAAUAAAUCUUUUUAUAAGCAAGUUUUUAGAUGAGAUUGAUUGCAUGAAAAUGUUUAUUUGUAUCCUCUGCAGUUUCGAUUAAACAGAUAUCACAUAUUCAAGAUGAAGCCAGAGCUAAAUAUGCAUAUUUAAUUUACUGUAACAUUAUUGUCAGAAUAUUUUCUGAUUUGAAAUAUGUUAUUUAAACGU
Molecule: messenger RNA, 1337 nt
Organism: Onychostoma macrolepis
Lineage: Eukaryota; Metazoa; Chordata; Actinopteri; Cypriniformes; Cyprinidae
Product: C3a anaphylatoxin chemotactic receptor-like
Exons: 3
Coding region: 119-1150 (343 amino acids)
Biological process (GO): phospholipase C-activating G protein-coupled receptor signaling pathway; complement receptor mediated signaling pathway; positive regulation of cytosolic calcium ion concentration
Cellular component (GO): plasma membrane
Molecular function (GO): G protein-coupled receptor activity; complement receptor activity
Source: RefSeq, a predicted model, not a curated record